Messenger RNA from Psammomys obesus (fat sand rat), 1010 nucleotides. It is a transcript of the gene Tectb, whose product is annotated as tectorin beta. Gene Ontology annotation, cellular component: cell surface. The coding region runs from base 21 to 1010 and encodes 329 amino acids. The transcript has 10 exons. The record is from RefSeq and is a predicted model, not a curated record. NCBI's taxonomy places the organism in Eukaryota, Metazoa, Chordata, Mammalia, Rodentia, Muridae.
AGAUCAGCUCUAGAGACACGAUGGUGGCGAAAGCCUUCCUCUUGCUGGCACUCUUUGCAGAAGCCUUGGCGAAAUCAUGCACUCCAAAUAAAGCAGACGUCAUCCUUGUGUUCUGUUACCCCAAGACCAUCAUCACUAAAAUCCCAGAAUGUCCCUAUGGAUGGGAAGUGCAUCAGCUGGCACUCGGGGGGCUGUGUUACAACGGCGUCCAUGAAGGUGGCUACUACCAGUUUGUCAUCCCAGAUCUGUCACCUAAGAACAAGUCCUACUGUGGAACCCAGUCCGAGUACAAGCCCCCCAUCUACCACUUCUACAGUCACAUCGUGUCUAACGACAGCACGGUGAUCGUGAAGAACCAGCCUGUCAACUACUCCUUCUCCUGCACCUACCACUCCACCUACUUGGUGAACCAGGCUGCUUUUGACCAGAGAGUGGCCACUGUUCAUGUCAAGAAUGGGAGCAUGGGCACAUUUGAAAGCCAGUUGUCCCUCAACUUCUACACUAAUGCCAAGUUUUCCACCAAGAAAGAAGCUCCCUUCAUCCUGGAAACAUCCGAAAUCGGUUCAGAUCUGUUCGCAGGAGUAGAAGCCAAAGGGCUAAGCAUUCGGUUUAAGGUAGUCUUGAAUAGCUGUUGGGCCACCCCUUCGGCUGACUUCAUGUACCCCUUGCAAUGGCAGCUGAUCAAUAAGGGUUGCCCCACUGAUGAGACAGUUCUCGUGCAUGAGAACGGCAAGGAUCAUAGGGCAACGUUCCAGUUCAAUGCCUUCCGGUUCCAGAACAUCCCCAAACUCUCCAAGGUUUGGUUACACUGCGAGACGUUCAUCUGUGACAGUGAGAAGCUCUCCUGCCCAGUGAACUGCGACAAACGGAAGCGCAUGUUACGUGACCAGACAGGGGGCGUCCUGGUUGUGGAGCUGUCCCUGCGGAGCAGCGGUUUUUCCAGUCUCUGUGAGUUCUCAGCUGUUCUCCAUCACCUCAUCCUGACGCUGGGGAUCCGUGCUGUGCUGUAG